AUGACGGAUCAUUUUAAGAUUCCCGGAGUUACUCAAGAGGCCUUACGCUUGACGCUUUUCCUUUAUACAUUGAAGGAUAGAGCUAGAGCAUGGCUAAAUUCCCAACUACCAAACUCGAUCCUUACUUGGAAUGAUUUGGCGGAAAAAUUUCUAAAAAAAUACUUUCCUCCGACAAGGAAUGUAAAGAUUAGAAAUGAAAUUAUGGCGUUUCGCCAAGAAGAAGAUGAAGCGGUAUCGGAAGCAUGGGAGAGAUUCAAGGACCUUCUUAGGAAGUGUCUUCACCAUGGAAUCCCUCAUUGUGUUCAAUUGGAAACCUUUUAUCAUUGGCUUUCUAGUGCCGCUAAGAUUAUUCUUGACGCAACGGCCGGUGGUGCUUUUACAGCUAAAACCUACAACGAGGGGUAUGACAUUUUGGAACGAAUUUCUAAUAAUAAUACUGAAUGGUCUAACCCUCGUGCUGUCAUUUCUAAAUCUGCCUCGGGCAUUCAUGAGCUUGAUGCUAUUUCUUCUUUGAAUGCCCAAAUUGUUGCUCUAACUAAUUUGGUUAAAAAUAAUUUAAACUUGAAUGGGGAAAAGAAUCAAGUCCAAUCCAUAAUGUCUAAUUCUUCCAUGACUGAAUCUUGUGUUUUCUGUGGUGAAAGUCAUUCUUAUGAGUUUUGCCCCGGAAACCCCGUUUCGGUAAAUUAUGUUGGGAACAAUACAAGAAAUAGCCCAUUUUCUCCGACUUUUGAGACCCAAUUUGGCCAAUUUGCCACGGAUCUCAAGAAUAGACCUCAAGGAACUUUGCCUAUUGACACGGAAAUACCUAAGGAACAUGUCAAGGCCGUGACUUUAAGAAGUGAUAAGAACUUGGGAGACUCUAAUACCGAAAAGGAAACACCUAGUGAGCCGAUUUGUCAAGAAAAUAUUUCACAUUCUUUUGACACAUCGAAAUUUCCAGUUCUGUUUCCUACAACUGAAGAAGCUCAAAUUCCAGUUUCUGUUCCAGAAACAGCAGAUUUGCCCAGUUCCAGCACCACCCAGUCUCCAACUGAUACUGCUCACAGUGGGCAGAAACUGCCCACAACCCAGCAGAAUAAGACCGGUCCAACUGAUUUAGAUCUAAGAGAUUUACCUUUUCCAGGUAGGAUGAAAGCCAAAAAUGUGGAUGUUCAGUUUAAGAAGUUCUUGGACAUCUUUAAACAACUCUACAUUAACAUACCUUUGGUAGAAGCUCUCGAGCAAAUGUCUAGCUAUGUUAAAUUUUUGAAAGACAUCCUCAAUAAAAAGAGAAGACUUAGUGAAAUUGAGACCGUGUCUUUGACAAAGGAAUGUAGUGCCCUUCUUACUUGCAAAAUUCCCCCAAAAUUAAAAGACCCAGGAAGUUUCACCAUCCUAUGCUCUAUUGGUGGAAAAGAGGUAGGUCAUGCUUUAUGUGACCUUGGGGCAAGUAUAAAUCUCAUGCCUUUGUCCAUUUUUAAUCAGUUGGGAAUUGGGAAAGUUCGACUUACUAUCGUGACUUUGCAAUUAGCGGAUAGGUCCUUGGCAUAUCCGAAAGAUAAAAUUGAAGACAUCUUGGUUAAAGUAGACAAAUUCAUCUUUCCAGCCGACUUUCUAGUGUUAGAUUAUGAAGCCAAUAAGAAUGUUCCAAUCAUCUUAGGGAGACCCUUUCUUGCUACGGGUAGGACAUUGAUUGACGUACAAAAGGGUGAGUUGACCAUGAGAGUGAAUGACCAGCAGGUAACUUUCAAUGUGUUUAAGACUCUUAAGUUCAAUGGGGAGAUUGAGGACUGUUCGUCUAUUUACUCAGUAGGUGAAGAUUUAGAUCUAAGUUUGAUCGACUGUGUCCACAGUGGAGACACUGUGGGCACGACAGAAGACAUUUGUGAAGAAGACUUACUUGAGGACAUAGCUGCCUUUGAAUAG
Molecule: messenger RNA, 1905 nt
Organism: Cynara cardunculus var. scolymus (artichoke)
Lineage: Eukaryota; Viridiplantae; Streptophyta; Magnoliopsida; Asterales; Asteraceae
Exons: 2
Coding region: 1-1905 (634 amino acids)
Source: RefSeq, a predicted model, not a curated record